This is a messenger RNA of Aspergillus versicolor CBS 583.65, 2925 nucleotides long. RefSeq names its product sodium/calcium exchanger protein. The coding region runs from base 1 to 2925 and encodes 974 amino acids. Gene Ontology annotation, molecular function: monoatomic cation transmembrane transporter activity. The record is from RefSeq and is a predicted model, not a curated record. The transcript has 2 exons. Gene Ontology annotation, cellular component: membrane. Gene Ontology annotation, biological process: monoatomic cation transport; intracellular calcium ion homeostasis; transmembrane transport. NCBI's taxonomy places the organism in Eukaryota, Fungi, Ascomycota, Eurotiomycetes, Eurotiales, Aspergillaceae.
AUGUUUCCUCGAAUUUCGGUUCAACGAAGGCGUCAAUACUCUGUUAGGCCAUUCUACUGGUCUCUCGUCGUCUUCAUUGUCCUUGCGGUAUUCAGCUUCGGAUUAGAUCAACGGAGCAGUUCCUCGACCGCUGAUGGCUGUCGCCAGGUUCGUAAUACGGACGAUCAAUGUGCUUUUGUCCGCUCGUAUUGCCUGGACCAUGAAGACGGUUUCUUUUCGUACCUUGACCUAUACUACUGCACCCUUGCAGAUGCAAAGUUACUCGCUUUUUUUAUUAUCAUACUCUGGUUAUCCCUUCUAUUUAGCACCAUCGGGAUCGCCGCAAGCGAUUUUCUAUGCAUUGAUUUAAGUACGUUGGCCAGCUUCCUUGGCUUGAGUGAGAGUUUGACUGGAGUCACCUUCCUUGCCUUCGGAAAUGGAAGCCCCGACGUUUUCUCGACCUUUGCCGCCAUGAGGUCCAACAGUGGCAGCUUGGCUAUUGGAGAGCUUAUCGGAGCUGCAGGCUUUAUAACUUCGGUGGUUGCAGGCUCAAUGGCGCUGGUACGCCCAUUCAAAGUUGCCCGCAGAAGCUUUGUUCGUGAUGUCGGCUAUUUCGUGAUCGCAAUAAGUUUCAGCAUGGUUCUUUUAGCGGACGGCCACCUUCAUACUUGGGAGUCUGCCGCUAUGGUUGCGUUGUACUUCUUCUACGUUGUACUCGUUGUUACAUGGCACUGGUACAUAGUUCGACGCCGCCGAGUACGGGAGAGGAAUAUGGCGGCUCGAUCUCACUUCCAUAUACCGGAUAAUCAGGAACUAGAUAUCGAAGAAGUGGAAGAGGACGACCCUGGGGUGGCGUCAGAGUCGACCAAUCUUCUCCGUGGUGCGACUGUGGAAGACUUUGAUGCUCUGGAAAAUGCCGAGGUUCCGGUUUGGAAAGACGCAGAUGAGGAUGAUGAUGCCCGCAAUCGCCAUCUAGCAGAGAUUCGAGACAACAUGCGCAUAUAUCGGCCUACAAUGAAUAGGCGCAAUACGCUCAAUCCUAUCAGGCCGAGUUUAGUUGGCGCAUUGGAAUUCCAGUCGGUUUUAUCUUCGUUGCAGAGAUCGAGAAGUCACAAUAGGAACCAUUCGAUCAACCUUGGGAGGUAUUCGGAUGCAUCAGGUGGUGUGCAGGGACACCGUGCAGAACCGGACAAUAUGUCCAUAGCAUCUCAUCCUCAGAGCAGCCGCUCCCGUGCUAACAAUCUCCUGUCCGCCGAUUACGGAACUAAUCGCACCCGGGCAGUAUCCGCAAAUGAUGCUAUGGGAUUGAGAUUAGAUACCAAUCUCUUUCCCGCUGGCAACACAGCGCAACCCCAAUUAACCGUGAGCAGGCCAUCCAUCGAUGAGGAAUUUAGCACACGACCUCCGCAUACUCUCGAGCCCCAGGCUGGUACGAGCUUGUCCAGGUCAUCUACACCGAGUCCAUGUUCGUCUCGAAGUCCGAGUCCGAGUCUGGGUCUAGGGCCAAACUCCAGACUUCAGAAUUCUGAUUUACUUGCCCCGCCAAAUGCCUUCAACUCUCCAAACUAUUCGGUUGUGGCAUCUGAUUCACGCUCCGCACAGGUGUCCCCGAGGGGUACGAAGUACCCAGCGGGGCCGCAGAAUAGCAUUCCACCUGACUCACCCAGUCCUUUUCCUUCAUAUCAAGAUGUGCCAACGUCGCCAUCUCUGAAACCGCCAAGCAUUCAUCUUCCUGCGCCAUCCAGCCCUACUGAACCGUUACAACUUGACGAAGAUAUGUUUGACAGGAGUAGUCGGCACAUGUCUCCUAUCAGUUGGUGGCCUCGCUCGCGCUCGCGCUUGCAUUUAGCCUUAUCCAUACUCUUCCCGACCUUAAAUGGAUGGAAAGCCAAGUCGGUUUGGGAGAAAAUUCUAGGAAUCGUCGCGGCUCCUAGUGUACUCCUUCUGACAAUCACACUUCCUGUUGUCGACCCUGCGCCAUCUGAAGAUAGUUCAAGCAGCCUACCAGUUAUUGUGACCUCUGUCGACGAUUCAAAUACGGUAGCGCCUAUUGUGCGUCUGCCAGAAGAUUCUCCGCUCCUCCAAGCUCACGACUCGACGGCUGCAACAGAACGGGCUGCAGUAAGACAGGGCAACAAAUUUCAAUCGGAACGGGGACGGUCGCGCUACGACUCUGAACUUCCAGCUGUGCGAGAGCCCAUUGAUAUGCCCGCUCCCACAAGGGAGUGGUGCUUGUGGCUGGUAUAUAUACAGCUCUUUAUGGGUCCCCAAUUCAUAGCCUUAACUGGCUGGACCACCAUAGACGAUGAUCUGACAGCGCGCACCUUUCUACUUCUCAGUCUAGGCGGCCUUUUGUUCUCUCUGAUAUGUCUUGGUGCACUCGUUAUUAGCAUACGCCGAACCCGCAGCGCCUUGGGACACCCUCCAAGGUCAUGGCGCCCAAUUCUCGCACUUCUAGGUUUCGUUGUCGCUAUCUUCUGGAUCGCGAUCAUAGCUACAGAAGUAGUCAGCCUCCUCAAAACCCUUGGCGUCAUCCUCAAUAUUAGCGAUUCCCUCCUCGGUCUUACCGUAUUUGCCGUCGGAAAUUCCCUUGGCGACCUCGUCGCCAACAUUACCGUCGCCCGUCUCGGCUACCCAGUCAUGGCCUUGAGCGCCUGCUUCGGCGGUCCUAUGCUCAACAUCCUCCUCGGGAUUGGCCUUGGCGGUUUAUACAUGACUCUGCAUAACAAAGGCUCGCAAACCAUCGCCACGUCGGAUGUCACCUACGAUAUCGCUGUCUCCAAAGUCCUUAUUAUUAGUGGGGCUACACUUCUUGCUACUCUAAUCGGUUUGCUUAUUGUAAUUCCCUUGAAUAAGUGGCGGAUGGACCGAAAAGUCGGCUGCGGGCUUAUCGCACUCUGGUGCGUGACUACGUUGGGUAACGUUAUUGCUGAAAUUUUUUGGUAA